This is a messenger RNA of Penicillium chermesinum, 162 nucleotides long. RefSeq lists its product as uncharacterized. The transcript has a single exon. Bases 1 to 162 code for a protein of 53 amino acids. NCBI's taxonomy places the organism in Eukaryota, Fungi, Ascomycota, Eurotiomycetes, Eurotiales, Aspergillaceae. The record is from RefSeq and is a predicted model, not a curated record.
AUGGGCAAGACCGUGGGACUUGGCACUGGUGCGAUGGAGGUUGUGCGGAAGAUGAACUUCUAUGAUGGCCAAAUUGGUGCCAAGAAGACCGUCUUCGAGGACGCAUGGGCUGAACUGAACGAGGCACCCCCCACGAAGAGGGCCAAGAAGAGAACUAGGUAG